AUGAGCAAGUUCGAUAUCUCUCGCGACAUCGCUACCUUCCUGGGUGCUGGAGGAGAGCCCAUCGGCGCGACCUUGGUUUGUCUCAUCUACUCCGUCCUACAGAACCCAGAGCUUCAGCGUAAACUCGAGGCCGAGGCGGCGGCACUCGGCGAGCCAACAAUCGAUGGCGCGGUCGCCGAGCAAUGUCCUCUUCUGGACGGGGCCAUCUACGAGGCUCUUCGUCUUUUCGGAGGAGGCUUGACAAUUCCCCCACGAUAUGCUUCCACUCCACAGGUUAUCAGAGGUUACACCAUCGCGCCAGGAACUGAGGUAGCUUCUCACAACCAUCAGCUGCAUCGCAACCCAGGAGUCUGGGGAAACGCCGAGAAGUAAGUGUUGUUAAAGUGGUGGCCUUCCCAAUCUGCUGACAACGUGGAACCAGGUUUGAUCCAGAGCGCUGGCUGAAACGAAGCAAGGCCUUGACCCAGGAUGCCUUCCACCCCUUCUCAUCUGGGCCGCGAGCUUGCAUUGCAAUUCACUUGAUCAUGACUGAACUGCGCCUGUUCGCGGCGCAUUUCUUCUGGGAAUUUUCCAGGAUCGAAAAUGGGUCCGUCGGUCACGGGAAAGAGUAUGAGAAUACUCGAUCGAUUUCUUCUCGCUCCCGUGUCGAAAUCGCUUGA
Messenger RNA from Lecanosticta acicola, 659 nucleotides. The record is from the annotation of a GenBank genome assembly. NCBI's taxonomy places the organism in Eukaryota, Fungi, Ascomycota, Dothideomycetes, Mycosphaerellales, Mycosphaerellaceae.